This is a messenger RNA of Linum trigynum, 1337 nucleotides long. The record is from the annotation of a GenBank genome assembly. Lineage: Eukaryota; Viridiplantae; Streptophyta; Magnoliopsida; Malpighiales; Linaceae.
GAUGCCACGUAUGAUACACAUACAUGGAAUAUAUAUGUGUGUGACCUUAAUCUCCACAAACAACACCAUUACUCAAAACUCUCGACAUACAAGAAAGAAAAAGGGAAGCCAAAAUUAACAUGUCGCCGCCGCCGUCUUCACCGCCGGAGCUGCCACUAAAACCCAUCCCGGGCAGCUAUGGCUUGCCGUUCCUGGGCCCCAUGAGAGACCGCCUAGCUUACUUCUACUACCAAGGCAGCGACGAAUACUUCGCCUCCCGCAUCCGCAGCCACAACCACUCCACCGUCAUCCGUACCAACAUGCCGCCGGGGCCUUUCGUCGCUGCCGACUCCACGAGUCGUGGCGCUCCUCGACGCCGCCUCGUUCCCCGUCCUGUUCGACAACUCCAAGGUGGAGAAGAUGAACGUCCUCGACGGGACCUACGCGCCUUCCGUCGACUUCACCGGCGGCCUCAGGAUGCUGGCCUUCCUCGACACCAGGGACCCCAAGCACGUGCUUCUCAAAUCAUUGGUGAUGUCGUUCCUCGCUUCCAAGCGCGACGCCUUCAUUCCUCUCUUCCGAGGUUCUCUCUCCCGGAUGUUCCAGGCCAUCGACGGUCAGUUCGCCGCCACAGCGACGGCGCGGGUCAACUUCAACGGCCUCAGUGAGGAGAUGGUGUUUGGUUUCUUGUUUCGCCUCUUCUGCGACGGUAAGGUAUAUAUCUCUAAUUUGUUUUUUCUUGUUUAUAUAUUUUUAGGGUUAAUAUAUAUGAAGCAACGUUGGAUAUUUCUGAAAACUAGGGCUUCAAAUUUUAAUUAUGCCGUCAAUACAAAUGCGUUCGCCGCUAUCUAACCAUUAGUUAUUUUGUCAAAAUUGCCCUGUUGAUUUAUUUGGGUGGGUCAGAUAUGUUUGCACAACAUUACGUGAGUUGUGUCUUGCUGACUUUUUUCUAGAAGAUAUUGAAUAUUUGAUUAUGAGUAAAAGUAUGAUUUAGUAAUGCUAAUCAAUUUAUGAAGUAUGUGGAUCAUCGUGAGGUUAGGAUUAGGAAAUUACUUAACGCUUUUAAAUCAGAUACAUAUAUUCAAAAUACACAUGUAAGGUUAAGUACCUAUUUAUUUUUCUUUGAUAAAUAAAACGUAAGGUUAAGUACAUAUUUAUAGGAGAGCUUCCAUAAAUCAACAUGGUAACCCUACCCGAGUCCGACUCCUACUUGUUAAACAAGAAUAAUAAUCUGAAUACUUAAUCCGAUAAUACAAAUAAAUCGAGAGAAUAACCAAAAAAUAUAAUAAUGAGCAGACCGACUUUACCCUUCCGCCGCUCGGUCCGCUAAAAUACUUCAAAAAAAUAUUUUACAAUGU